AUGCUAUUUCCCUCGUCUAAUAAUUUAUCAGUUCAAAAGGAAUGUCCAAUAAUUAUUAAUUUACAACCAACUAGUGAUUCUAUUAUAAAAGGUUGUCCAGGUAUACCUAGAAGUAUACCACGAAUAGACACUAUAAUUCAAAUACGAUCUAAAACGGGACUACCUUUCAAACUAAGAUCAGUAUCAGCUCAACUAAUAACAAGUCAAUAUGUCAAUCUAAAUAAAAAAUUAGGAACCUCGAGUGAAACAUAUAAAGAUUUUAAAAUAUUCGAAGAUCCAUUAAUAUUUAGAAGUUUAGAAUUUGUGGAAGAUGUUUUGGGAGUUGAUAUUCCAGUUCUAAUUCCAAUACCUAAGGAUAUUAUCUCAUCAGGUCAUUCUCCAAAUUUUAAUUGUACUACCUUACACCAUUUAUUUAUUCGUGUAUUUAUUGGAGAUUCAGCAAGUAGUGAAAUAUCAUUCAUGGAAAAGUUUCCAGUUGUUAUUAAACUAUAUGAUGCGUUGCCAUUAUAUCGACAAUUCAGUGAGGUGGUGAGUGAAGCUAGAGAAACGAUAGAUAAACAAGUAUUGAUUCAUAUUAACAUGUCUGUUGGUUCAAUUGGUCCUGGGGAUUCGCUACCUAUUCAACUACGAAUAAUGACAAAUUCAGGAAAUAACAAAUUAAAGAAACAUCUAAAUGUCAAAACUGUAACUUUUCAAGUUAAAGAAAUUUUAGAAUGUUUUGAUGGUGGAUUAACUCCAAGAAAAGAAGAGAAAAUAUAUUCAACUACAAAAACACUAAAUAAAGAAUUGAAUACCGAAGGAAUAGUUGAAUCAUUUAACUAUACCUAUCCUAAUGAAACAAAUUUGCUAUCGUUUUUCAAUCAUGAUAAAUUACCAAUGAAUCUACCCAGUGAGAAUCUUCCAGAUUAUGAAACUACAGUGAUUGAAUCAAUAAAUAUAUCAAAUGUGAAAAGCUUCUCAAAAAUGCCUCAAGGUCUAGGUAUAACUCACAACCAUUCAUCAUUCACAUCACAAGGUAAAUUAUAUUCAAUUAAAUUUGAAAUAGUACUCAAAUUUAAAUUUUCAAAAGUAAAAGAUUUAGAUAUUCAUUUACCAAUCAUAGUAUGUCCUUAUAAUAGAACCAGUUCAGAAUAUUUAUUAUCUUGGAUACUUGAACAAUGUAACAUUUCAAAAGACAAAUUUGGUAAGUACUUCAUUGAGAAUUAUUAUUCAUCAACAUAUACAAAUCAAAUCCAAUUACUAAACAGAUAUAAAAAAUCACCAUAUGUAUACAAAUUCAUUAGAAAUGAAUGGAUUGAAUUGGGAUAUAAUGGUGAUGCAUUCGGUAAAUUUAAAAAUAUAGUUAGUUAUAUAGAUUGA
Molecule: messenger RNA, 1359 nt
Organism: Insectozyma verbasci
Lineage: Eukaryota; Fungi; Ascomycota; Pichiomycetes; Serinales; Debaryomycetaceae
Source: the annotation of a GenBank genome assembly